This is a messenger RNA of Colletotrichum karsti, 483 nucleotides long. RefSeq names its product ribose 5-phosphate isomerase. Bases 1 to 483 code for a protein of 160 amino acids. Lineage: Eukaryota; Fungi; Ascomycota; Sordariomycetes; Glomerellales; Glomerellaceae. Gene Ontology annotation, biological process: carbohydrate metabolic process. Gene Ontology annotation, molecular function: isomerase activity. The record is from RefSeq and is a predicted model, not a curated record. The transcript is spliced from 2 exons. Gene Ontology annotation, cellular component: intracellular anatomical structure.
AUGCCUGGUCUGCGUAUUGCUCUCGGCGGCGACGAAGCCGGCUUCGGCUACAAGGCCACCAUCACCAAGGACCUGGAGAAGGACCCGCGCGUGGCCUCCGUCGUCGACGUCGGUCCCUCCUCCGAGUCCGACAAGACGGCCUACUCGACCUACGCCAUCACGGCCGCCGAGAAGGUCGCGAGCGGCGAGGUCGACCGCGCCAUCCUCAUCUGCGGCACCGGCCUCGGCGUCGCCAUCUCCGCCAACAAGGUCCCCGGCGUCCGCGCCGUGACCGCCCACGACAGCUUCUCCGUCGAGAGGGCCAUCAAGAGCAACAACGCCCAGGUGCUGUGCCUCGGCCAGCGCGUCAUCGGUAUCGAGCUCGCCAGGAGGCUCGUCACCGAGUGGCUGGGUUACGAGUUCGACCUCAACUCUGCUUCCGCGGCCAAGGUCAAGGUUAUUGAUGACUACGACGCCAAGACGAAGGUGUCUUCUGCCGCAUGA